Mandrillus leucophaeus (drill) is the source of this 1132-nucleotide messenger RNA. It is a transcript of the gene ZNF524, whose product is annotated as zinc finger protein 524. Gene Ontology annotation, molecular function: RNA polymerase II cis-regulatory region sequence-specific DNA binding; DNA-binding transcription factor activity, RNA polymerase II-specific. The transcript has 2 exons. The record is from RefSeq and is a predicted model, not a curated record. Gene Ontology annotation, biological process: regulation of transcription by RNA polymerase II. Gene Ontology annotation, cellular component: nucleus. NCBI's taxonomy places the organism in Eukaryota, Metazoa, Chordata, Mammalia, Primates, Cercopithecidae. The coding region runs from base 104 to 901 and encodes 265 amino acids.
GUUCGGUAUCUGUCUUUGAUUGGGUCACCCGAAUGUGUGCUUUGUGAGAGAAAAGGCGUUUCGAGCUGGCUCCAGUGCCCAGACCCAAGCCCCCCACUGCUCAAUGGACACCCCCAGCCCAGACCCGUUGCCUUCGCCUUUGCCCGGGGAGGAAGCGAAACCUCUGGCCUUACCUCCUCCUGUUCCCCGGGGCCGCCGAGGCCGUCGUCCUGGGGGAGCCGCCUCCUCUCAUCGGACACUCAAGGCCUCCUCCCUCCCUCGCAAGCGGGGCCGCCCCCCCAAGUCAGGGCAGGAGCCCCCACUGGUGCAGGUGCAGGGCGUGGCAGCCCCAGUAGGCAGCAGUGGCGGCAACGACCUCCUCCUGAUCGAUGAUCAGGGUGUGCCCUAUACAGUCUCUGAAGGGUCAGCGGCCGGGCCUCAGGGCUCCGGCCCCAGGAAGGCCCCACACUUCUGCCCAGUGUGCCUGCGGGCCUUCCCCUACCUCUCCGACCUGGAGCGCCACAGUAUCUCGCACUCAGAGCUGAAGCCACACCAGUGCAAGGUUUGCGGCAAGACCUUCAAGCGCUCCAGCCACCUGCGGCGGCACUGCAACAUCCAUGCCGGCCUGCGGCCCUUCCGCUGCCCGCUGUGCCCCCGCCGCUUCCGCGAGGCGGGCGAGCUGGCGCACCACCACCGCGUGCACUCGGGAGAGCGCCCGUACCAGUGCCCCAUCUGCCGGCUGCGCUUUACAGAGGCCAACACGCUCCGGCGCCAUGCCAAGCGCAAGCACCCAGAGGCCAUGGGGGUACCCCUGUGUGCACCAGAUCCAGGGUCUGAACCGCCGUGGGACGAGGAGGGCAUCCCGGCCACAGCAGGGGCCGAGGAGGAGGAGGAGACAGAGGGGAAGGGGGAGCCGGCCUGACCCACAUCUCUGGCCAUCACUCCCUGGGCCAGGUUUAGAGCAGGGAGUUUGGCUGGUGCUGGGCCUGGGCCAGGGGGCCGGGACACCCUUGUUUCUGGUGGUCUUCCCGUUGUGGGAGCAGGUGGAGGGUGGAGACCUAAACUUCUGGGUCCAGCUGCCUUCAGCCCCCCUCCCCCAGACUAACAGAUCCUUGGAGGCAGGGGUUGUGGAAAUAAAUCUCUGCCUGCUGGC